Sardina pilchardus (European sardine) is the source of this 5148-nucleotide messenger RNA. It is a transcript of the gene tgfb2, whose product is annotated as transforming growth factor, beta 2. Lineage: Eukaryota; Metazoa; Chordata; Actinopteri; Clupeiformes; Clupeidae. Bases 1111 to 2346 code for a protein of 411 amino acids. Gene Ontology annotation, biological process: transforming growth factor beta receptor signaling pathway; regulation of cell population proliferation. Gene Ontology annotation, molecular function: cytokine activity; transforming growth factor beta receptor binding; growth factor activity. The record is from RefSeq and is a predicted model, not a curated record. Gene Ontology annotation, cellular component: extracellular region. The transcript has 7 exons.
AUGACCACAGCCUCAGUUUGAAACGUGGGGGAGCACGUGGUGAAGCUAGUCCCUUAUAAAUCUCCCUGCAACCGACCGCCUGUUGAUGUUGUGUACUGGCACGCGCUCGCACGGACCACGGAGGGACUGCGACUUUCUCAUUUGUUUUUUCGUAGAAGGGGAUGGAGGAACGCGCUAACGCUCUUCCGUUGCACUGAAGGGAAAAUACACUUUCCCCUGCUCCUUUAGUAGUUAUUUUGACAUCUAUCAUCUCGGUCCCUCCACCAGUUGCUACCUUCAGACCUAAACGUUUGAGCGCUAACAGUAGGCUAUAUAUAUUUUUAUUUUUUAUUACGUUUUGUACUCGACACCUUCCGUGCGCCAGGACGGGGCAACUUUUUAAAACUGACUGUAAGCUACGCGGUGUGUCCUGGGACACGGCGAUGCACAGAUCCGCGUGAGGAGCCGUGGGAGUCUAUCUGCUGAGGGAAGUGAGAGACAGGCUUGUGUGGAGUGGAGUGGAGUGGAGUGCGGAACUGGGCGCAGUUGGACAGCUUUGGGUGCUCUGAUGCGGUGGAGGUGUGCGCUAACCCGCAGGCUGCCUGUCUGUGUCCAGCUACUGGAGUCGGUUGUGGUUUGUUUUGCUUGAGAGUUAGAUCGAGUUUGCCGGGGCAUUUUAUGGUCACAGUUCGGUCUAUGCCAUAAGCCUGACAUUAGAAACUUUUCUAUGACAUUUGUGUAAGUUCACUAUGAAGUGAUCAGGUUUUUGUGAAGUGAGGAUCCGACUUCGCCUUUCAGCUAUUCAUCUCCUACCUAACGGAUUUUACAGAUCAUUUCACGACUUUGAUUUUUUUGCUGGUUGAAUGGAUUUUCAGGUAUAAUUUAAACUAUAGAGCUUGAAGUUGAUACAUAAUAUACAAAAUAUUAGUGACAUUAGCGAAACGAAAAAGGGUUUAAAUAACUAACAAAAGGGAAUUACGAGAGAAUAUAUUUUAUAGUUUUUAUUUAGUACACGUCGAAAUGAGUAUAUCCUAUUUAAUUUAAGAAGUGUCAGUAGUAACACGUCACCAAAAUCAGUUUUUACAUAGAAUCAAGACGCUGCUGCUUUGUAGACCGUUUGGAGAGUUAAAGAUGAACUUCUGCGUCCUGAGUCUGCUCCUGACCCUGGAUUUAGCCACUGUUGCCCUCAGCCUGUCCACAUGUAGUACGCUGGACAUGGACCAGUUCAUGAAAAAGCGGAUUCAAGCCAUUCGAGGGCAGAUCCUGAGCAAACUCAAGCUGACUAGCCCGCCGGAGACUUACCCCGAGCCCGAGGAGGUGUCCCGGGACAUCAUUGCGAUCUAUAACAGCACCCGGGACCUGCUGAAUGAGAAAGCCAACGAGCGGGCUGCGACCUGCGAGCGUCAGCGCAGCGAGGAGGAGUACUACGCCAAGGAGGUGCACAAAAUUGAUAUGCAGCCUUUCUACCCGGCCGAGAACGUCAUCUCUCCCACGCACUACAACCCCUACUUCAGACGGCUGAGGUUUGACGUGAGCUCGAUGGAGAAGAACGCUUCGAACCUGGUCAAGGCGGAACUCAGGGUCUUCAGGCUGCAGAACCCCAAGGCCCGCGUGUCAGAGCAGAGGAUCGAGCUCUAUCAGAUCCUGAGCCACAAGGCCCUGACGUCGCCGACCCAGCGCUACAUCGACAGCAAGGUGGUGCGCACACGCACCGAGGGGGAGUGGCUCUCCUUCGACGUCACCGAGGCCGUCAGCGAAUGGCUGCUGCACAGAGACAGAAACAAUGGAUUCAAGAUCAGCCUGCACUGUCCCUGCUGCACGUUCGUGCCCUCAAAUAACUACAUCAUCCCCAAUAAGAGCGAGGAGCUGGAGACACGCUUCGCUGGUAUUGACGACAGCUUUGUGCACGGCGGUGAGCUGAAGGUGUUUAAGAAGCGGCGCCACAGUGGCCAGGCCCCCCACCUCCUCCUCAUGCUGCUGCCCUCCUACCGCCUCGAGUCCCAGCACAAGAGCCACCGGCAGAAACGAGCCCUGGACGCCGCCUUCUGCGCCAGGAACGUGCAGGACAACUGUUGCCUGCGUUCCCUCUACAUCGACUUCAAGAAGGACCUCGGCUGGAGGUGGAUCCACGAGCCCAAGGGUUACCAUGCCAACUUCUGUGCGGGCGCUUGCCCCUACCUGUGGAGCGCCGACACCCAGCACACCAAGGUGCUGGGUCUGUAUAACACCAUAAACCCCGAGGCGUCGGCCUCCCCCUGCUGUGUGUCCCAGGACCUGGAGCCCCUCACCAUCCUCUACUUCAUCGGCAAGACUCCCAAGAUAGAGCAGCUCUCCAACAUGAUAGUCAAGUCCUGCAAGUGCAGCUAGGAACCGGACACACACUCAGAUAUACACACACACACACACACACACACACACACAUGCACACAUCUACACAAACCCAUGCACACUCACGCACACAUGAACACACAUACAAAUAAAUAGACAUACAGACAUGCAGAUGCACACACACACACACACACACACACACACACACACACACACACACACACACACACACACACACACACACACACACACACACACACACAGACAUGCUAAUGCGCACACACUCUCAUGUUGUCCCGCUUGCACAGAUCUUAGCGCAUGCUGUGCAACCGAGAAAGUCAAGGUACAAACUCAUCCUGAAAAUAAACAAACAGAACACGUGAACAGACACACACACACACACACACACACACACACACACACACACACACACACAUACACAUAAACAUGUACAAACACAGCCAUCCACACACACACACACACACACACACACACACACACACAUACACACACACACACACACACACAUACCUACACGGACACACCCUCAUCAGAAGAGUCAGAAGAGAGUGUGCAAAGUGUGUGUGUGUGAGUGUUUGUGUGCCGAGGAAAGCCCGUUGUCACACCUCACGUCUCCUCUCCUCUCCUCUCCUCCCUCGCACUCAUCACACUCAAAAUGAGUACAGCAAAACACUGGAAGAAUAUGAGUUAAGUGUCUUUAUGUGAAAGAAGUAGAUCCCAGGCUCCCUUGUUUUCACAGUUUCAAAAUCAAGCCAGCAACACUUUUAUUUUCUUUCUUUCUUUCUAUCGUUAUUUCUUUCUUUCUUUCUCUCUGUCUGUUUGUUUUAUUGUCAUAUUGUUGCACCCUCUGAGAUGAAACCCUGUUGUCACUUGUUUUUACUUUUCAUUUUAUUCUUUCGUUUUUUUUCCCCCCUGUUGUGAUAUUUCCUGACAGUGAUAUUUAAAAAUCCAGUGUUUAUUUUCAGGUUUGUGUUGACCUCUGUUGUGUUAUGGCUGUUUCUGUGGCCAUAUGUCGACACACACACACACACACACACACACACACACACACAGAGCGAGGCGGAGAAGAACGGGAGAGAACUUGCUGAGAUACAUUAUAAAGCUCCUCUUCUCUGCACAGACGGGAUAAAACGGAAUGGUCAUGCAGCGGUUGUUUAGUAUGUGUAAUGGGUUCAUUAGGAAGAUAACGAGCAGGCCCAGGUGUCCUGCUGGUCGCUGUGAACGCAUCCACACCUGAAGGGCUCAAGGGAGGUAGUGCUGAAGGCAGUUCAUUAUUGUAAAGGACAUUAGAAGAAGGGAUAGGCAUUUUAGUGUAUAGUCAGUGGUAAGCAGGUAUGUGUAGAGUUGUUGUUGUUGUUGUUGUUGUUUGAUUGAUGAUGAUGAUGAUUUUUGUUUGUUUUGUUUCGUUUUGUCUCUCCAGAACUCUUAAAAUUUGAUACUGUAAUGAAAUGUGACGGUCACAAAACACACAUGCACACAUACAGUACACACACGCACACACACACACACGCACAUGCACACGGACACACACACACACACACACACAACGCACACACAGUGAGACACAGUAAUCGGGACCAUACAAGUCCCCUCCCCAUCUGCCCAAAUCCCUCCCACAUGCUUGAGUUUGGCCAAUGAAAAAGGGACCUCUCCUGCCAGUCUCCUCUGCCCCUCCCCACAGCAUUCUAUGUAUUCUAUGGACCUUAUUCUGCCCACAAGUUCCGUGCAGUCCAGGAAGAUGCCCAUGCCCCCGAAACAUUUUAAAUCAUCACCAAGUUACCCCAUCCACUGACCGACAAAGGAAGUGAUGUCAGCGCGUUCACUGCACAUGGGAGAGGAAUGAUGUCAUCAUCCACACACAUGCAACGACGUCGUCCGCAGCCAAACGUGUGUGUGUGUGUGUGUGUGUGUGUGAGAGAGAUAUGGAGCCCAGCGAUAGGGGCUGUCAUCACACACAUUGUGUUGUUGACGUGCAGGCAGGCUCAUAGGAAGGGCUCGUUGACAUGGAGAUUACUAGGGCGAGACAACAGACAACAGGCUCAGAGGAUCAUCGAGAGACAGAGGAGAGAGCUGAAGGCUAAAUGAGUCAAGUCACUCACUUUGUUUAUUUAGAUAUCUCCCUUGUGAUUGUUAUAUGAUUGUGCUAAUAACAGAGUUAAAUGCUGUUCACUUUUUUGUCAUUUGUUUGUAAUUUUAAAAAAAAAAUGUCUUGAAGAUUAACCCCAAAUUAGGGGCCCUCUUUUUCAAUUUUUCUGUCAGAUCUGAUGAUCAUAGGAGAUGAUCGUGUCAUAUCUGUCUCACCCCCCUCCCUUUGGACGGAAGCAGUUGAGACCAUCCCCCCCUUAAACGAAUAAAAAGCUCACUCUCCACAGUCCAUGGAACAACAGCGCAAAACCUUGACACAGAAGAAUUGCACUGAUGCUAUUUUAAUUCUGUCGUUUUUAUUUCUAGCCUGUUUUGUUUUUUGUUUGUUUAUCUGUUUGUUUGUUUGUUUUUUCUUUUCUCGUAGUUAGGGCUCCCCUAUAUUAAGUGAGUGGUGAUGAUGACAGUAGGAUUGGUAGGGGACACUAUUGUCCAGCUCACUCCAGUCCCGCCCCCUCCCCACCCACUCCCCCUUUGGGCACCAGUGCCAGUGGACUUCCUGGACAGGCAGGAAGUGGAAGGAGGCAGCAGCAUUGUCAUUGGUCGAGCUGUUAUUAUGAUUGUUGUCUAUGCUGAUGUUGAUGUUUAUUGUUGAUCUUGACCCACUUUGAUGAUGUAACACAUUAUUUUUGUGGUGCUCUAGUGGUAAAUAAAUUAUUUAAGUUACAAGGGAAGUCA